Acaulospora colombiana is the source of this 467-nucleotide messenger RNA. The record is from the annotation of a GenBank genome assembly. Lineage: Eukaryota; Fungi; Glomeromycota; Glomeromycetes; Diversisporales; Acaulosporaceae.
GCGUAGCAUGCUGUCGAAUAUGACGAAGUCGAAUUCUGCAACAACAUGCCUGCUGGUUCGGAUGUAUUCGACCCAACCCCAGUCUAGUAAGACGGAGAACACCAACGUUGGGCACGCACGGUUUCUGGCAGAGGCGGAGAAGGACGACCUUUGGAAGAAAGGUGUGGGCAAUGCGCAAAAGGGUGGCAUUGAGGGGACUGGAGACGAGUUGGAUGGUAUAUCUCCUGGCAAAGGAGGAAGGUUCCGCAUUUUGUUUCUCAAUGACUAUGCGAAAAGAGCUCGACCGUGCAGCGGACUGCUCGGAGGCUUUAGUAUGGGCAACAGGAGACAACAGGGAUACAUCACCUUAGUAAAGUCGCCUACGUCUGUACUAUCAGCCCAUUGGACCUCAUUUCCGUUGUUUGUAUGCGAUUGCUCUAUGGUCUUGUUGGCAGGAGGAGAGUCUGGUUGGCUAGCAGGUCUGACCA